UAUUCACUGCGGUACAGAAAUACCACACAUCCGGUCCCAAGGAAAUCUCCUUCAACAUGCUUUCGCAAGGAUAAGAGCUAAAACGUUUGGACAAGGAAAUACAGAAGUAGGUAAACAACACAGCAUUGGAUAAUUUCAAAGACUUCCAAACUUAAAGAAGAAUCAUGGUGCUUAAAAAUAUCAUCCAGGUUGCCUUAGCUGGGGUCCAAGUUGUCGGGAAAGCAUUUGGCAGAGCCCUCCAGUCAGAGAUCAGAGCUAGUCAACAGGCAGCUCAAAGGCAUGGUGGUGGCAAGGAAGGGCGGAGAAAGGCUGUCGCAGACACGUCUUCAGGGAUGACCUUACAGGAAGCCACACAAAUACUUAAUGUAUCAGAAGCAGACAGUAAUGAACAAAUUCAGAAAAGCUAUGAUCAUUUAUUUAAAGUAAAUGACAAGUCAGUUGGAGGAUCAUUCUACUUACAAUCUAAGGUUGUACGAGCUAAGGAAAGGUUAGAUAUAGAACAAGGAAAAGAAGGCCAGACACCACCUCCACCCCCACCAAAGGAGGACUCUUGAUCCAGGAUGAUCUAGGUAGAGUGUGAGGUGUGCUAAGGUGUGUGUUUGAGAGACUGAUUAGUGUGGAAGUUUGAGUGAUUUUUACUUGUACAAAUGUAUCGUCGAUUUAUACAAAUGUUUAUCCGAUUUGUAAGUUACCGGUAAACAAAAAAUGUUUUCAAGAAGAUUAUAUUCUAUUAAAGGGUCAUUGUCAGAUCAUUUUUCUGUUUUUCUUUUCUGCUGUUCAUAUUAAGACAUUUGGUUUGAUCUCGAAUAUCCGGUCCUUAUCACCACUUCUGUAGUUGGGAUGUGACAACUCCUUACCAGGGGAUCAUAUUUUAGUGCUCUCAAUUCGAUAAGUAAAAUGAGACAUUCUCAAUGUGGUCUGUUUAUCAAGGAUGGCAGGGGAUGAUGUCUAUUGAGCUUGUGUCGUUCCUCUCCCACCCAGUGAUAAUUCUACAAUAUUUUUUCCCUAAGUAGCGUCAUAAUUAUAGUUCUACAGAGUUUACAUUGAUUGUUGACUUUGUAAAUGAUGUCGAGUUAAUGUUAUUUUUCAUUUUCAUUUCCAUGUAUGUCCUAUUUGAAAACCAUGAAGCAUCCAGAUAUAAAAUAUAUGGGGAAACCAGGGAGACUACAGGUCUGCUUUCCGUCUGUCUUGUACAUUUAUACUACAUUCAUAACACCAAAGAUUGUCAGCGUUCUAGUGGCUUCAUUCAUUCAGAGACUAAACUUCACGCAAUGAUCAAGAGCCAGAACAUAUGGGACAAGUUUGAGUUUCGGGUUUUUUGUUCAAGGUCAAGGUCACUUAUCAUAGUGAGGGCCGGUUGUUUGUGGGAUUGCGUUAGGGAUUUUGUCCUGAGGUUUGAGAGAGAGAUUUGUUUUUACAAAUAAACAAAUACUAAUAAAAUCACAAUAUUAAUAAGUUAAAUUAAACAAUAAAUGAAUGUAAGAAGUAUUUGUUAAGAAUAAUGUGCUUCACAAUGUUUAGUUUUUAACUCUGAUAUGUUAAAAAAAAUGAUUUCCAUUGUACAUUUACAUGGUAAGGAGUAAAACUGGAAAUGUAAUUUUCUAUUGAUGACAUACAUUAAGAGGUUUUGAAAUGCUGUAUUGAUGAAGAAAUGUUGUAAGACUGAUUUGUAAUCUUAAACAGCGACACUUUUACUUAAGGAUCUCUUGUUUUGAGAUGUCAUAAUUCAUAAAUGGGAAACUACAACCAAUUACAGAUCAGGCAGAUAGAGCUUAACAUGUAACUAACACUUAAAAUAUUUUGAGGUUAUCAAAAUGUAUACUUUUACCCAUACAACUGUUAAUUGUUUUCAUAUAUCCCCAAUAAAUGAAACUAUUCUUUUCAACUUUCAAAUUCAUUUAUUACUUUGAAAUUCAGUAAAAAGUUGAUAUUCGUGUUGCAAGAAAACCUUCAUUUUAGACCAAAAUCCCUUAAAAAUCAUCAAUUUCCCUUAUUGGUCUCCAAAAAAUAUGGCAUGUAAUAUAGGGUAUUAAUUAUAUUGCUUACAUGCAGUUAUGUGAUAAUCUUCUCAUAAACACAAUGUUUUGUGUUUGAAUGAAACUUUCUGAAGCACUAUUAAUUUAUUUUGUCUGAUUCUCAUAAGGAAAUGCCAGUAUUAGUUUUGCCAAUGGAAAUUUUACUUAAUAAUGAAAUAUUAAUCAUUCCAAUUGAAAAUGUAGAUUUUGAGGUGGUGGAUAGCAUGUAUCCUCAAUAGCCAUUAUCUUUGAUUAUGUGUCUCCUCUCCAAAGGAACUCUUCAAUAUAAAUCACAUCUCAUGUGGAGUCUUUGAACACAAUACAUGAUGA
Pecten maximus is the source of this 2345-nucleotide messenger RNA. RefSeq names its product mitochondrial import inner membrane translocase subunit TIM16-like. The coding region runs from base 165 to 554 and encodes 129 amino acids. Gene Ontology annotation, biological process: protein import into mitochondrial matrix. The transcript is spliced from 5 exons. Gene Ontology annotation, cellular component: TIM23 mitochondrial import inner membrane translocase complex. The record is from RefSeq and is a predicted model, not a curated record. NCBI's taxonomy places the organism in Eukaryota, Metazoa, Mollusca, Bivalvia, Pectinida, Pectinidae.